Telopea speciosissima is the source of this 1013-nucleotide messenger RNA. RefSeq lists its product as uncharacterized. The coding region runs from base 74 to 979 and encodes 301 amino acids. NCBI's taxonomy places the organism in Eukaryota, Viridiplantae, Streptophyta, Magnoliopsida, Proteales, Proteaceae. The record is from RefSeq and is a predicted model, not a curated record. The transcript has 3 exons.
CCUUAAUCAUCUGUAACAGUAACAGUAACAGUCACUGAUUUCGCUAUUUAGUCCUAUCGCCUCGUCUGAAACAAUGCACGUGAAAUCUGACUCGGAGGUUACGAGUCUGGACGCAUCGUCGCCGCCACGGUCCCCUCGGCGGCCCCUCUACUACGUGCAGAGCCCAUCGCAGCAUGAUGUGGAGAAGAUGUCGUACGGAUCGAGCCCCAUAGGUUCUCCACAUCACUACCAUAGUUCUCCCAUUCAUCAUUCCCGUGAAUCGUCCACCACCCGAUUCUCGGCUUCUCUAAAGAACCCUAGAAAUGUCACCGCAUGGAAGAAGAUCCACAGAGAUGUCAACGAAGAAGAAGACGAAGACGAUGUCGUCGCAGGUGGCAGGAGUUCAGGCGAGGUUGCGAGAUUCUAUGUGCUCUGUUUCAUUUUCUCCUUCGUCGUUCUGUUCACGGUGUUCUCGUUGAUCUUGUGGGGCGCAAGCAAACCAUACAAACCCAAAAUCUCCAUUAAGAGCAUAGUGUUCGAGAGCUUUAACAUACAAGCAGGGAUGGACGGUUCAGGAGUCCCGACGGAUAUGAUGUCAUUGAAUUCGACGGUCAAGAUUUGGUUCAGGAAUCCAGCUACCUUCUUCGGUAUCCACGUCACUUCCACCCCACUCCAACUCUACUACUAUCAGCUCAAGCUAGCCGCUGGAUAUAUGGAGAAGUUCUACCAAUCGAGGAAGAGCCAGCGGAUGAUAACGGUAACAGUGAAGGGAAGCCAAGUGCCGUUGUAUGGAGGGGUAUCGGUAGUGAACGGAGGAGAGCAGGACCUGAAGAGCAUGGUGGUGCCGCUGAACCUGACGUUCCUAGUGAGGUCAAGGGCUUAUGUUCUCGGGAAGCUGGUGAGGCCCAAGUUCUAUCGGAACAUACGUUGUGCCGUCACAUUGCAAGGCAACCUACUCGGCAAGCCCAUCUCUUUGCUCCAUUCUUGUGAUUAUCAAUGAACUCUCUCUAUGAAUGAAAAAUUAACUCUCAAUU